GAUCGCCAUGGAUGAGAGAAUGAGAAGGGUUGCUCAAGCAGGAAAUAUCGACGCCUUGUAUGCACUGAUUCAAGAGAAUCCAUUCGUUUUGGAAACCUUUUAUGAAUUCCCUUAUGUUGACACUCCAUUACAUUUAGCUGCCUUUCAAGGGCACAUUGAUUUUGUCCUGGAAAUGAUGAACUUAAAGUCAUCAUUCGCAAGAAAGCUAAACCCUGCAGGGCUUAGCCCGCUGCAUCUUGCCUUGCUAAAUCACCAACCUCUUGUAGUACGUGAGCUCGUGAGAGUUGAUAAAGAUCUCAUUCGCGUCAAAGGGAGGGGCGGUUUAACCCCUCUGCAUUUGGCAACCGAAAUAGGAGAUCUCGAUCUUGUAGCUGAAUUUCUUGAGGCUUGUCCCGAAUGCAUCACGGAUGUGACUAUUCAAGGUGAGACUGCCCUACGAAUCGCUGCCAAAAAUAAUAGCUUUGAAACCCUGGAACUCCUAGUUCGUUGGCUUCAAAAGACUACUCACAAAGAUAGUGAUGUUUGGAAUAAACAAGUUCUGAACAGGAAGGAUAAGCAAGGAAACACAAUUCUACAUAUAGCUGCAUCCAAUAAUCACCCCAAGAUGAAAAAACUUUGUAUCCUUGAUUUCAACAUGCAAUACAGGGGAAAAGAAAAGAAAACUGGAGUAACAGAGUAGAGAUAGUGUGCCACUUUAUUAUUAUGACAGGCACUACAUCCCGCUACAAGCUAAACUACCAAUCUCAUCAUUAAUAGUCAAUACAUUGACAUUCUUUCUAACUAAGCAUUUUGCAAUCUCGAUCAUUUCACAUUCAACAGCAUCAAAGAGAGCUGUUUUACCAGCAGAAUUUGUUAUUUAUGCUCUGUCUCUUCUUUUGACAUUUUCUCCACCACAUGCUCAGCAAUUUUUAA
Molecule: messenger RNA, 912 nt
Organism: Rubroshorea leprosula
Lineage: Eukaryota; Viridiplantae; Streptophyta; Magnoliopsida; Malvales; Dipterocarpaceae
Source: the annotation of a GenBank genome assembly